CUUAGAACCUUCACGUCAGGGGCCGCAGAUUCGCCACUUACCCGCUUCGUGACGAAUGUGCUGAAGCAGGGCCCGCGCCGCGGGGGCAGCAACGUAUCCGCCGGCGCGCGGCCGCCAGCCCCGGGAUGUCGCGGCCGGUGAGGAGGAACAAGAAAAUUGUUGAUUACUCUCAGUUUGGAGACUUGGAAGAUGAUGAUGAAGAUUUUGCAUGUAUAGCUGCACCUUCAAGCAAAAAAUCCAAAUCACAGCUCAAGGAUCCAAAGAAGGAAAAAAAAGAGAAGCCAAAAAAGCCACAUAAGGAGUCGACUUGGUCACAAAAGGAGACACCUAUUAAAAGGCUAUCCUUGGAUGACAAACUUUAUCAAAGAGAUUUAGAAGUGGCCUUAGCCUUAUCCAUCAAAGAAAAAUCUGCAAAAAACCCUGAGGUGCAAAAUUCAGAACAAGGUAAGAAUAUUGAAUCAGGAAAUGAACAGAGGAGACCACUUUUAUCCAACUGCAGCGUAGACAGUGAACUUUUAGGUCUGAAUCAAGUUAUGGAUGAUGACAUACCCGGGUUUGACUUUAGGCAAAGAACAACAUCUAAAGUUGCAGCACAUGAGAAGUCACUCACCAUUGACAGUGAUGACAGAGAGCACACUACUGACUCUGACCCAGAGGCUAUACCCAGUGAGGAGUCAGAAGAAGAUUCUGAUUAUAGUGAGGAUGAUGAUGAAGACUUUGCUGUGAAAAAGCAAAAAGCUAAAGGAAAUAAAAAGAAAACCAGGGAAAAGAUGCCAACAGAAAGAGAGAAGAAAACUGCCAAAGCCAAGAUUAAUAGCACAGCUUCUCUUUCACCGAUCGCAGAACAAAAAUCUGAGCUAACACAAAAGAUGUCCAGUUCUUCACAACCAAUUGGGAGGCCUCUACAUACAUCAAGUCCAGUAACAGACAAGAAACCUAGAUGGAUACCCCCAGCUGCAUCAGGAAGCAGUAAUAACCCUACAAAACACAUUUCAGUUAAGUCACCUACUCAGUGUCUUAGACUCGGCCUCUCCAGACUAGCAAGAGUCAAGCCACUGCAUCCCAGUGCUACCAGCCAGUGAAGCAACAAGUGACAAGGUGCCACCUGGAGGAAAGGACUUGAGAAAGUGUUUUGCUUAUGAAUAGAUGGUGAGCAUCAUCUGGUUUGGAGGACUGUUACUUACAUGCUUAAUACUACAAUGAGUUUUUAUUCUGCAGAGUGCUGGGCAUCAUUAAGUGCUACUGCAUAAUACUGCAUAAUUUAAUCAAGGUGACAUCUGUAUCACAAGCCCUUUGAUGUAUUAUACUCAGAAACAUGUUUGUAGUACUUAUAAUUUGCUGAUAUUUAAACUCUUGGCAUCAAAACCGUCUAGACAGCACUAUGUCAGCUGUAGAUCAACAUCUCAGAUGGAUUCUUAACAUAAAUGAAAGUUACUGCUUGCAAAUAUUUCUUGCAAGAGUUAAGUUACCAUUUCCUGGAAAGUUCAUCCCUGAUCUCUCAAAAUCUGUUCAUGUUUGCAUUUCACAUAUGUGGAUUUUAAUGAUUUUUUAAAAUGUAUUAUAUAGAGAAAUGUAUUUUAGAAUGUUGUAUUUUUUUAUUGAAAUAAAAUAAUCUAUGUAAUUAAAUUAAUUACAUUAAUUGAUUUUACUGAUGAAAAUCACUACUAAACUUCUGACUACCAACCAACUGGCAAGUAUUUUUAUGUGUGCAUGCGCUUUCUGGGAGUCUGCAGCAUUUUCAGGUUCAGACAGGAUUUUGCUCUGAGUUCCUCAGUCUUACCUGAGGACUGUGAUAUACCCUGUAUAAUCUCCUGCCUGACUUGGUACUGUCUUUUAAUUUCAAGCUUGACUUCAAAACAUAUAAUUCAGUUUAAAAUUAGUUUUUGUUACAACAAGGGGUGGUUUGCUUGGUGCAGCUGGGAAGAGUCUUCCCUUGGAAAUUCCUUAUCUGGCACAUUCUUAAGAAGAGAUUGUUACACUGCUAGUGCAACUGUUAGUGGAUUUUUUAAAGUGUUGCAUGAUAUUUAGUGAGUAAUGAGACUAAAUUUUCGAAUUUAUGGGUCCACAAUGUAAAUAAUUUCCUGUCUAAUCUGCUACUGAUGACGCAGCAAAUGCAUUUCUCCCCUCUAUCGUUUAAGGGAUCUGGUCACAACUGAGUGAACUGCAUUAACAAAGAGCUAUGUAGCCCUAUUAUGCAGAGCCAAAAGCAUGGUGCUGCCCAAGGCAAAACUAUGUCAUGACAAAUUACCUUCUUGCUGUAUAGUAUUUACAUUAUUAAAAUUAAUAAAUGGGUAUUUAUUAA
Molecule: messenger RNA, 2302 nt
Organism: Pogoniulus pusillus (Red-fronted tinkerbird)
Lineage: Eukaryota; Metazoa; Chordata; Aves; Piciformes; Lybiidae
Gene: RAD51AP1
Product: RAD51 associated protein 1
Exons: 9
Coding region: 126-1082 (318 amino acids)
Biological process (GO): double-strand break repair via homologous recombination; interstrand cross-link repair
Molecular function (GO): single-stranded DNA binding; double-stranded DNA binding
Source: RefSeq, a predicted model, not a curated record